UCUUGUUUACUGGCGCAAAGACAGAAAAGGGGAUCCUUAGAGAGUGGAUAUGUCGCUGCACUUGCUAAAGCCAGCGUGGGGACGAACAAAACAUUUUCCCAUUCUUAUUCUUCUAUUUUUUCCGCGGGAGUGUUAAAGACGAGAAAGUGUCCUCUGCUAAAACGGCUCGCUGUGUUGUAUUGAUCUGUGGAGCAACACAACUGCUCGCCAGCAACGCGACGUGGAAAGACUGCAUGUGGAGCUUUUGAGCUGGAAGUGUCGCGGAAAUCUCAACGUUUGUCUUGUUUUAUACACGUUCAGAGCCUGUGCUGUUCACAAGGCUCGCCGUGAAAGGAGGAACAGUACGGAGGAUACACCGCGUGCAGUCCGGUGACCCGUGAACGGCGAAAGCUCGCAGUCAGCAGAGACCUGGAAUAAAUACAAACUGAGAUCUGCCCAGUGCGAACCCUGAGAGUCUUGAACAUUUCGACAUAGCCAUAACUGCAUUUUGUAAUUUUCUAAACGGGUUAUUUUAACGAAAUAACUUUUAUAUCUGAAUAAAACAAUUCAUCGAACACAACAACAGAAAGUCUCUUGUAAACUCUAUUGAUUACUUCGGCCUGCGCUCUGUGUGCGCAGCCAUUCCACAUCGCCAGCUUUUUUAUCCCAUUUUUUUCGCCAGGCCUGGAACAAACUGCGCAAGUACUAGACAAAUACGUUCAAGCGAUCCCAAAAUGAUGCGGCUGCUAAUUUUAAAUUACGCUUUUUUCGUGUGGAUACAGUGAAUGAAAGUCGCGGCCACGCGCUGUCAUUAGCUUAGCGCUCGUGCGCGUGUUCAUAUCAGCAUCAGUCUGUGCGCGCGACAGCAGAGCGGAUUGAACACGUUGAACUUUCCUCUCCGCCCAUUUUUUUUCAGAGGGGUGGGUGGCAGAGUUUUCUUUUCUUUUUAAUUUUUAUCCUUCAUAAAACAACACCGGACUAUUAAAACUGAUCGGUACCCACAAGAAGACGAGUUCGGAGGGGAUUUUGGACCGAUUUUUGGCUUCACCGCGGGUCAAAAUGCGGCUGCGGACUUUGAUUGUUUUGGUUGCGUCUGUCUACACUGUUUGCAACUGUCAACAAACAAAUGGAGAAAUUUGCUCAAGUAAAGACAUCCGAAAUAACGUGACCAACCUGCGGGUGCUGGAGAACUGCACGGUGAUCGAAGGCCACUUAAAGAUCCUGCUCAUGUUCACCACCAAACCUGAGGAUUUCCGUGGCCUGAGUUACCCCAAGCUGACGGUAGUGACGGACUACCUGCUCCUGUUUCGUGUUUACGGCCUGGAGAGCCUCAGUGACCUGUUCCCCAACCUGACAGUGGUGCGAGGCAAUAAUCUGUUCUUCAACUAUGCGCUGGUGUUGUUUGAGAUGCUGCAGCUGAAGGAGAUCGGCCUUCACAGCCUGAUGAACAUCACCCGCGGAGCCGUACGCGUGGAGAAGAACCCCGACCUCUGCUACCUCUCCACCCUCGACUGGUCCAUGAUCCUGGACUCGGUGGAGGACAACUACAUCGUGGCCAAUAAGAAUGAUCGGGAGUGUGGAGACAUCUGCCCCGGCACGGUUCUGGGCAAAACCACAUGCCCCCUCACCACCAUCAACGGCGACUUCAGCGAGCGCUGCUGGAACCAGAAGUACUGCCAAAGAAUGUGUCCAUCCUCAUGCAAGCACCGCGCCUGCACUAAAGACAAUCAGUGCUGCCACGACCAGUGUCUCGGCGGCUGUUUGGAGCCCCACUCGUCCAACAAAUGUGUGGCCUGCCGCAACUUCAUGCACAACAACAUGUGUGUCGAAAAGUGCCCACAUGGUUUCUACACCUUUAAGGGCUGGCGCUGCGUCAGCUUCAACUUUUGCCAGGAGCUCCACAACAAGUGCAAGCAAGGCAAAGGUGACUGCCACGAAUACGUCAUUCACAACGGCGCCUGCAUCCCUGAGUGCCCUUCUGGGUACACCACUGUCAACUCCACUACGUUGAACUGCACCCCUUGUGCUGGCCUCUGUCCCAAAGUGUGCAUGGGGUUGAAGACAGUGGACUCGGUCACCGCGGCGCAGGCUCUGAGAGGAUGCACUGUGAUCAAUGGCAGUUUGGUCAUCAACAUCCGCGGAGGGAAUAACAUAGCCGCUGAGCUAGAAGCUAACCUGGGACAGCUGGAGGAGAUCACUGGUUACCUGACAGUGCGACACUCUUAUGCCCUAGUCUCUCUGUCUUUUCUUCGCAAGCUCAGAAUCAUCCAUGGAGAGACACAAGAAGUCGGGAACUAUUCAUUUUACGCCCUCGAUAACCAGAACUUGCGUCAGCUGUGGGACUGGAGCAAGCACAACCUCACCAUCCAACAGGGUCGCAUGUUUUUCCAUCAUAACUCCAAGCUCUGCAUGUCGGAGAUCCGGAGGAUGGAGGAGGUGACAGGCACCAAAAACAGGCAAACAAAGAAUGACAUCGUCUCAAAAACCAAUGGAGACCAGGCUUCAUGUGAGAGCAAGGUUUUAAAAUUCACCCGGAUUAGCACACUUUCUGACAAGAUCAUCAUAAAAUGGGAAGCUUUCUGGCCACCAGAUUUUCGAGACCUGCUAGGAUUCAUGGUUUUGUACAAAGAAGCACCCUAUAAGAACGUGACUGAGUUUGAUGGUCAGGACGCAUGUGGCUCUAACAGCUGGGUAAUAGCAGAUGUAGACCCUCCACCUCGCGCCACAGAGGGAAAAGAGCACGAGCCCGGGUACCUCAUCUUCCCACUGAAGCCCUGGACGCAGUACGCCAUCAUGGUCAAAACACAGCUCUCCGCUUCUGAUGAACACCAAGUCCACGGAGCAAAGAGUGAAAUCAUAUAUGUCCGCACCAAUGCUACCAAGCCGUCAGUGCCUCUGGACCCCAUAUCCUCAUCAAACUCCUCAUCCCAGAUCAUACUGAAAUGGAAGCCACCAAACGAUCCAAACGGAAACAUCACCCACUACCUGGUCUUUUGCCAGCAACAACCAGAGGCCAGCGAGCUCUACAAGUUUGAUUACUGCCAGAAAGGUAUGAAGCUGCCCACCAGAGCCCCCACACAAGUGGACAACGAAGAGGAGCAGAAGUGGAACCAAACUGAGGAGCAGGGCCCUGAUAGCCGCUGCUGCGCUUGCCCCAAAACAGAGAAACAGCUGAAGAAAGAGGCAGAAGAGACCGAGUAUCGGAAAACCUUUGAGAACUACCUCCAUAAUGAAGUGUUUGAGCUCAGGCCAUCAAGACAGCGCAGAUCUCUGGUGGGCAUUGCUAAUAGGACGUCCUCUCGUCUUUUCACCACACCCUCCUCACUACCCAAUGGCUCUGCCACUCGCAGCCCAGAAGAGGAAGCAGAGGCUAAUAAGAUUUCACUGAUCGUUCAGGCCAAGGAGUCAACAGUCAUCUCCAAUCUACGGCAUUUCACCAGCUACCAGAUAGAAAUCCAUGCAUGCAACCAUGGCAGUGACCCAACUCGAUGCAGUAUGGCGGCCUACGUCAGUGCCCGCACCAUGCCUGAAGAAAAAGCUGAUGACAUUGUGGGAAAGAUCGCUUGUGAGGUGUCUGAGUACUCUGUGCACAUCAGAUGGAUUGAGCCCAAGGCCCCUAACGGCAUGAUUAUUCUCUAUGAAGUCCAUUACAAGAGACUGGGAGAUACAGAGGAGCUGCACCACUGCGUAUCCAGGAAGAAUUAUAUUGCAGAUGGAGGGUGCAAGCUGAGAGUGGUGCAUCCUGGGAACUAUACAGUGCGGAUCAGAGCGACCUCUCUGGCAGGCAAUGGAUCAUGGACAGAGCCAACACACUUCUAUGUGCAGGACCUACGUGUGGACCCAUCCAACGUCCUGAAGAUUGUGAUUGGUCCAGUGAUCUGUUUUUUUCUGCUCCUAUUGUUAUGUGUGGGCUUUUACAUAGUCAAGAAAAAGCAAACAGAAGGUCCGACCGGCCGACUUUACACAUCUCCAAAUCCAGAGUAUUUCAGUCCAGAUGAGGUGUAUGAGCCGGACGAAUGGGAAGUGCCCCGUGAAAAGAUCACUCUAUUGAGAGAGUUGGGCCAGGGAUCUUUCGGUAUGGUUUAUGAGGGCAAUGGAAAGGACAUAGUGAAAGGAGAGCCGCAGACGCGUGUGGCGGUGAAGACGGUUAAUGAGUCUGCCAGUCUCAGAGAGAGGAUUGAGUUCCUCAAUGAAGCUUCUGUCAUGAAGGCCUUCAGCUGCCACCAUGUGGUGAGGCUUCUGGGAGUGGUGUCUAAAGGCCAGCCAACUCUGGUGGUGAUGGAGCUCAUGACACACGGAGAUCUGAAGAGUUUCCUGCGCUCUCUCAGACCUGACUCAGAGAAUAACCCAGGCCGGCCUCCUCCGACGCUGAAGGAGAUGAUUCAGAUAGCCGCAGAGAUAGCAGAUGGCAUGGCUUACCUCAAUGCCAAAAAGUUUGUGCACAGAGAUCUUGCUGCCAGGAACUGCAUGGUGGCUGAAGAUCUGACCGUAAAAAUUGGAGAUUUUGGCAUGACGAGAGAUAUUUAUGAGACGGAUUACUAUAGAAAGGGUGGGAAGGGUCUUCUUCCAGUGAGAUGGAUGGCACCAGAGUCACUGAAGGAUGGUGUUUUCACAGCUCACUCAGACUGCUGGUCGUUUGGUGUGGUGUUAUGGGAGGUCAGCACUCUGGCUGAACAGCCGUAUCAAGGCCUGUCCAAUGAACAGGUCCUUAAAUUUGUGAUGGAGGGAGGAUAUCUGGACAGACCAGACAACUGCGCAGACCGAUUACAUAACCUGAUGCAGAUGUGCUGGCAUUAUAAUCCCAAAAUGCGGCCCACCUUCCAGGAGAUCAUCGAGAUGCUCCGUGAAGAUCUGCAUCCCUCGUUUCAGGAGGUCUCCUUCUUCUACAGCGAGGAGAACAAGCCACCGGAAACGGAGGAGUUCGACAUGGACCUGGAGAACAUGGAGAGCAUCCCGCUGGACCCGUCCUCGUACUCACAGAGGGAGUGCUGUCUAGACGGGGAUGAGGGCUCCUCUGUGGGCCUUCGGGGCAGUUAUGAGGAGCAUGUGCCAUACACGCAUAUGAACGGCGGCAAGAAAAACGGACGCAUCUUAUCUCUACCCCGAUCCACCCCUUCUUAAUAUCACUAACCCCAUUAAGCUAUAUUAGUUUUUUUUUUGUUUUUUUUUUGUCGUCAUUUUAUAGAUUUACUUUUUAUCGAGCUCUAUAUCAGAAGCACUUCAGAAAGUAAUCUCAGGACAUUUGUUUUCUUCUUUACUGCCUCUGUACGAUGAUGAUGCAAGGAGCAGGCUUUUUUUUUGGAUUUUUUUUUAUAUUUAAAGAAGAAAAUACACAUCAACUGCUUCUUUUCUGACUUUUUUUUAAAUAUUGCCAAGUUUUAAGAACUGGUCAAAUGGAACAAACUGUGAAAUGAACCUCAACAACCCGAAGGCUGCUUUAAACCUUACAUCUCCUCAGACUCUCCCCUCAUCCGCCAGCGGAUUCUCCUCAGAUCUCCCCAGAAAAGACAGAAUGUUUAUGAAGCAUAUGAGGGGGAAAAAGUGACCUUACCCUGUUUGUGGCCUGUGUCAUGACUAACGUGGAGUUGUGUCUGAAUCUGUCCACCUUUGGUAAUGGUUUUGGCAAACCUGUUGAACUUGGGAACUGUAAGGAUGACUUUUCUCAUCCAUCCAAGAACAAACUGUGCACAGGUGAAGCCUGUAAAAGACACUGCUUUUCUACCUGCUACUCAGUAUUCCAGACUACACAGAGAACGAACAGAUUUUUGGACUCUAUUUUUUUAUUUAUUUGCGUACCUGUGCUCCUCCUCCUCUUGUCCCCCGUCCUCCUGGUGUUCACACAUUUACAGCUGAAGGAUAUUUAAACUGUUUUCAGGACUUUGGACUAAGAGAGUUCUUCAGAUUGACCAAUAGUUGCUGCUUUGAUAUAUUUUAGUGGGUAUAGAUGAUGACAAACAAAGUAUAUAUAAAUAUAUUAUUGAUGUUUUUUUGUACAUAGAUGACCUGUCGUCAUUUGAGAGCUCUUGCCCGGUUGUAGAAAUGUUUUUACAUGUUUGUCUCGAAUCUUUAUUUUUUUCUAAUUGAAAAUCGUACUAAUCAUUCUGGACCUCUGAUCAGCCCAGCAGCUCCAGAUGCACAGGAGUGUCGAGACACUUUCGGCUCUCGUGGCCAAUCUUGAUAUCAAUGGAAAUAACUGCUGUAAAUAAAGCAGUGAGGUGCAUUCAAGAA
Danio aesculapii is the source of this 6207-nucleotide messenger RNA. RefSeq names its product insulin receptor a (gene insra). Gene Ontology annotation, cellular component: membrane; axon; insulin receptor complex. The transcript has 21 exons. Gene Ontology annotation, biological process: glucose homeostasis; positive regulation of MAPK cascade; protein autophosphorylation. Gene Ontology annotation, molecular function: phosphatidylinositol 3-kinase binding; insulin receptor substrate binding; ATP binding. NCBI's taxonomy places the organism in Eukaryota, Metazoa, Chordata, Actinopteri, Cypriniformes, Danionidae. The coding region runs from base 1039 to 5100 and encodes 1353 amino acids. The record is from RefSeq and is a predicted model, not a curated record.